Lottia gigantea (owl limpet) is the source of this 678-nucleotide messenger RNA. RefSeq lists its product as hypothetical. The transcript has a single exon. Gene Ontology annotation, biological process: protein localization to ciliary inversin compartment. Gene Ontology annotation, molecular function: protein binding. The record is from RefSeq and is a predicted model, not a curated record. Gene Ontology annotation, cellular component: ciliary inversin compartment. Lineage: Eukaryota; Metazoa; Mollusca; Gastropoda; Lottiidae. The annotation marks the transcript as partial.
CGCAGCCAAGCUGUUAAACUGUUACUAGAUCAAGGAGCUGAUAUUAAGGUCAAGGACAAACUCGAGCAAACCGUGUUACAUUUAUGUGCGAUGAAAAACAACCAAUCGAUGGCUAAAGUGUUGCUGCAGCGCGGCUCCGGACUGAAUUCACAAGACAGACUCAAGCGAACACCACUUCUUCUAGCAAUAAUUUACAGAAAUCAGGAAAUCGCUAAAUUUUUCUUGCACGAAGGAGCAGACGUGACCAUCAAAGAUAGACUGGGGACAACCCCACUUCACCAAGCAGUCGCUGAAAGAAUGACAGAAAUCACUAAGCUGAUAGUCAGCAGAAACUCCAUCAAUGUGAACACCAAGGAAAAAAUAGUAGGAAGAACUCCACUACAUGUUGCUUGUGCCAAAAACUACCAUCGACUAACAAGCAUUCUUCUAGACCAUGGAGCAGACGUGAACUUGACAACCUCUUUCAGAAAAUCUCCUCUACAUCUGACUGUUUUAAACGGCGAUACAGAUAUGGUGCCAACUUUACUCAGUCACACACGCAACAUAAACAUGUUGUCACUAGGCAACAAAACAGCACUGCAUAAUGCAGUUGAAGGCGGCCAUUACAACAUAGCAAAUCUGUUGAUACAAGCAGAUGCAAAGGUCAACUCUCACGAUCUUCAAGGAUUAACUCCCUUA